This is a messenger RNA of Sclerotinia borealis F-4128, 2028 nucleotides long. Lineage: Eukaryota; Fungi; Ascomycota; Leotiomycetes; Helotiales; Sclerotiniaceae. The record is from the annotation of a GenBank genome assembly.
AUGUUUCUCUUGUCCCAUCGACACCUUCUUGUCUUCGCCCCUCUUAAUAACUUAAAUACUUCCGACGAUAUAAACCACGUGGGGUUCAUUCUCCUUGACCCUUACUCCCCAAAAGAUGCAUCUGCAGCAUGUGAGGCUUUGAAUGAGACGUUGCUCAAAAGUGGCACAAUACAAGACCACACAUCCGAUUUUCUUCUUCCUCUAUCAUACCAAGCAUACCGCGGUCGCGCUUCAUCGUUGCAACUAUACUUAAUUGACGAUGACAUCGUUUCCUACGAUUCAGUUCAUGGGUUGAGCUUCCCGAAGUCUACUCAUGGUUACGCAAAAUUCCACGUUCUUUGUACUCAUUCUAGUAACGAAAGUCAACCUGGAACAGCAAUUGCUACCAAAAAUAACGAAAUUUCCGUAGCCGCUGGAGGAAAUACAUACAUUGGGUUCCGCAACCAAAAAUCAUUCCGCUUUCUCGGCAUACCAUAUGCGAAUCCGCCCGAAAGAUUCGUCUAUUCCACGCCGUACUCACCGACCGGCCGAAUCAUUCAAGCCACGGCGUAUGGAUCACAAUGUGCACAGGCUUCUAGUGGAAGUGAGGACUGUUUGUUUCUCAAUAUCCAAACCCCAUACAUCCCUAAGGUAAGAUCUACGAAGGACUUAAGACCGGUCAUGUUUUGGAUUCAUGGCGGAGGGUUCGUCGCGGGAAGUGGUGCUGACCAGUUGAGCGAUGGAGGUGAUUUGGCUAGUAGAGAGGAUAUUGUUGUAGUCAAUAUCAAUUAUCGGCUCUCAACGUUGGGAUUUCUAGCCAUUCCUGGGACGAAUAUUACCGGAAACUACGGAAUCGGGGAUCAGAUUAAUGCUCUUGAGUGGACGGUGAAGAAUAUUGCUGCUUUUGGGGGAGACCCAAAUCGAAUCACGAUCAUUGGUGAAUCAGCUGGAGCAGGAUCUGUACGUGUUCUUCUAGGCUCGCGGCCAGCAAUUGGAAAAUUCCAAGGAGCAGUGGCAAUGUCAAAUCUCGGUGGAGGUGUAGAUCUUGGACUGUUGGGUGACUAUGCAACCACUUACUCUACAUAUCUCACAAUCCCAGAAUCCUAUGCUCUCGCUGGCCAGAAUAUAUUCUUAGCAUCUGGCUGCAACCAAACAUUGCUAUCCGCCCAGAUUGCCUGCCUCAAAAGUGUCUCUGCUUUACCUUUGGUAGAACUUGGCGUCAAUGCACGAUAUGUUGUCCAGGACGGCUACUUUGUAAACACAGCCGAACUCGAUCUUACCAAUCAUCACGGGAACACGGCCUAUGUGGACGUUAUUUUCGGCGUUACUGCUAAUGAUGGCGCAUCAAUCGGUUCUGUCUACCCUGCGACCCCUGCCAAUUCCGAAGUUGUCGGCAUCUCCGCCUCUCUUGGUAUAUCUCAAUCUUAUGCUCAGUCCAUAAUUGAUAGCGGGCUAUUCCCUUACUAUGACACUGGAAAUAUCACGCUCGACUCCUUUAAUGUGUCACAGCGGGUGGCGACGGAUAAGGAUUUUAGAUGUGUAGAUCAGGCGACUGUGUAUGCGGGCUCUAAAAAUGAUAUUUUUAAGUCGAGUUACUUUUAUGAGAUGCAUCGGACGAUUGCAGGCUAUGACCCCAAAGAACUUGGUGGACCUCCGGCUUCACCUGGCUAUCCGAACGGAAACCCAAGUUUGCCAUAUUUCAAACUUCAUGGAGCUGAUAUGCCGUGGGUCUUUGGAGCUUUCAAUACCGGAUUACAAUUUAGAGAUGCGGAGGAUUUAUGGAGCUUGGAGUUAAGCGUCAGCUACUUUGGAGCAUUUGUAAGAACUGGGAAUCCGAAUCCGGAUGAUGAAUUCUUGAAGAGUAGAGGAUAUAAGACCGUGCAGAGGGGCAUCAAAGAGGCAGGAAAAUGGGAGCAAGUGGGAGUGGGAGGGAGAAAAGGCAGUAUGAUGUUAAUUGAUUGGCCAGGGAAAGCGAAAGGGUUUGCGGACUUGGAGCAAUGCUGUUGGCUGGGAUAUGGAGUCGAUUAUUAUGCUAAUGGUGGGUUUUAG